AAUUUCCGAUAAUUCAUGGUCUAGUGCAGUUAUGUAAAGGAAUCCAUGAUACUUUUUAUAAAGUAAAGCUGCAUAACUUGUGAUAUGACUGUUGCGUAUUACGUAGAGUAUUUACAUGUCGUGGUAGUCCUGUGAAUCCGACGCGACGCUAAUUCCUGGGAAGCUGUUGAAGUCUGUGAAAGUAUUUCUACGCCAUUUUGUACUUGUUCUUAAAGUGUUCUGAAGUGGAUUGGAAGUAUUAAAGAAAGCUUUAUGUAUUACGUGUAAUAAUAAGGUAUUUAAAAAAAUGGGAACCGGCCAGCAGUUUUCUUUACGUUGGAACAAUUACUUGCGCCACAUUACUUGUGCUUUUGACUCUCUGCGGAGUGAUGAGGACCUUGUGGAUGUGACCCUCAGUUGCGAAGGAAAGCGAAUCCGAGCACACAAAAUGUUGCUUUCUGCUUGCAGCACAUAUUUCAGAGAUCUUUUCAAGGAGAACCCAUGCCAACAUCCUGUUAUAAUAUUCAGAAAUGUAAAAUUUGAAGAUUUGGCAGCCUUGAUAGAUUUCAUGUACCAGGGUGAAGUGAAUGUUGUGCAAGAUCAGCUAGCAUCUUUUCUUACAACGGCUGAAUUACUAGCGGUUCAAGGACUUUCUGAUGGGAAUGGAAAGGACCAGGGGUCUGAUCAGCCAAAGGAGGUUGAAUUACCUGAUUCUCCAAUAAUGCCGCCUGAACCAGAAGUUCAGCUUAGCAAUAACACUCAUGGCCAGAAACAAAUGUCUUCUGGUAGUGGAAGUGUAUCUUCACCUGUUUCCUUUUUCCCUGUGGACCAGCGGUCUGAUUCUCCACCGAGCAGCAAGCGACGGAAAUGGGGAAGUGGUGUGGGUGGGAGUGCAAAGAGUGGAAACAGUUCUGCAGUACCUAGUAGUGGAACAGUUGAGAAAGAUGUGGAAAGAGAGAGGGAAACUGAAAGGAGACGGGUGUCUGCAGUACCUGCAAGUUCAUCGGCACAGUCGACUUCAAAAUCAAGUCCGGACCCUAUUGAAAUUAUUCCAGUUGUACCAAACUUGAAAUUAGAAAUGCCAGACUAUAUGGAACAAGAACAGGAUGCCUCUUCAUGUAGUUACAGUGAUUCAAACCAGGGUGGUGGAGGUGCAGGUGGCGGUGGACAGGGUUCAAGUCGAGAUCCCUUGCCUCCCAUGUCACAACUUCUUGCGCGUGGUGCAUCAACGUCAGCAGAUAACAAACCAGAACCAACAGAAAUGUAUAGCGCUAACUCAGGGGAUUCAACCCUCCCACCCUCUGGAGAAAGUCUAUCUGCUUCAGAUAUAAGUCAAAUAUUAGCGAAACCAGGACCAUCAGGGGAGAACCAGUCACAGGAUUCCUUACAGGACCUACCUCACUGGAUGAGGGAGGGGGAUUGGAUGGCAGAAUUGAAUUCACCGUCAAGCGGUGGACCUGAAGAGGCUGAGUUGCGGCAUCCAUUUGUUUGCCAAAUAUGUGGGAAAGCUUUCAAGCAUGCAGGCUCACUAUCAAUGCACCGACGUCUGCAUCGUGGCCAUACUCGGUGCCCUGUGUGCCAUAAAGUUUUCAGCCGCACUUACUACAUGAAAGUUCAUAUGCAACUCAUCCAUCACGUGAACACGGAUUGUUGAGGAAACGUGAUGCGUGGCUGGUUGUUGGCUGAGUUCAGACAUACAUGAAUUGUUGGGUAUUUUGAAGAUAUGAGUUGCCACUAUUUGCCCUCUGUGCAUAAAUUUGUUGUGAUUCUUUGCCCCCCUGUUCAUCUUUGUUUAUAUUUAUCAUAGAAAAAAAUGAGGUAGAAGGAAUUUGUGCCUUUAUUAAAAUUGUCCUUUUAUUUAGUUAUUUGAUUUAGUUUCCCUUCUUGCAGUUAUACUUUGUGAAGAAAUUUUUAAAUGUCUGUCAAAGCUGUAUUCUUGGUGGGUUGAUACGCAUUCAUGCUUACUCCUGUGUGCAGUAUAUAGGAUGAUUCAGGGGAGUUCGUCACACUUUUUGUGGAUACGUCAACUGUUUUUAUUUAAAAAGUUGUACCAAGUGGGUCCAGUUUGGAAGAUAUAAGGAGGCAGUUUGUGGAUACACAAGAAAUGGGGAAAGGAAAUAAAAAAUUUCACAGUACCUUCAUUAUACUAUAAAUAAAAGUAGAAUAUGUGUUUUCUUAAUGAGAUAUGUUGCAAAAACUAUUCAGUGUUCUGCUGGGACUGGACGAUGCAUUUGAGAGUGGUGUGUUAUUGAAGUGGUUGGCAACACUUCUCAUGCGUAUUGAAGUGUUAGGUGGGCAAUUCUAGCAGUUUUUGUAAUGUACCAUAAACCUGUCUUAAAUGGAAUCUCAAGGGUCCGGAACACUUUUCCGCUGAAGCCAGGUUUCAAUUUAAUCAAGGUAUACUAUAAUAAUUAAACUAGGACAUGCACAUAUUUGAGACAAAAUACUCAUAAUUUAUUCACAGUAUAAUCAUUGAACACAAGCAAACAUUAGGCUGAAUUUCUGUUUUCUUCUUUAGAAUCUCGUACACUUGAGUUUUACCGACAUUAAAACAUCUUCAUGAUUGUUAAGCUCAAGCACAACUCUUUGUCUAUUUGUAUCCAUGGUGACAGCUGCUAGACUAAAGUAAAAAUGUAGAUCUAGAGCCCUUACUGAGUAAAAGUUCCGGACGGGACAAACAGUUCAGUUGAAUUUCAGUGCAGGUAGUGCAAUACCGUUAAAAGCUGAAUUGAAAGAGUUAGAGAAAACAAAAUUCUGUAGAAUGUAUAGGAUGCCUAAAUUCUUCUAAAUGAUGCCUUCCAGAAGACUGGGAAUUUUCUGUAUAAAGGCUUAUUUUGAUUUCCGUUUCUGCGUUAGACAGUUUCCGUUUAAUCCAGAAUAUUUAACAUUCUUUUCGGCCCAAAAGUCACGGAACCUGACAAUAUUUCUGUUUAAGACAAAUUUCGUUUAAUAAAGGAUCUGUUUAGGGCAGGUUUUACUGUAUUUCCCUAUUAAAUAACACUGAUUUUAGUUUCAUGCUAAAUUGAAAUUUUCCAAUAAAAUCCCCAAUUUUUGGCAGAUAUUUAUUUUAUGUUCAAACUGCAGUGACUUUGGGAAUAGAACUUUUCUUUAAUUCAAAAUCACAUGGUUAAUGUACCCACAAAGUUGGCACUGUGCUUCUGAGUUCCUGUGUAUAAUUUUGAGUAAGAAUUGCUUGUUGAAUGUUCCUUACAAAGUAAAAUAGAAUCCUGUACAUUCAGGUGAUUCCUCUCUGCCUUGUCUGUGGUGUUAGUACUGGUUAAUUCCAGUUUUCAACCAUUGUAAGGAAUCAUACCUUCACGUGAGGUUAUAGAUACACUUUUUAUAUAUAUAUAUAUUGUCAAACAUUUUGGUGAAAUUCAAGAAGAGAGAUUUUUCUGUAAUAUCAGUUGGCUAUUUUGAUUCAUUGUCACAUUGACUGAUUACAAAACAUAAAGUUAUGCAUAAGUUCUUCACAUGUAUCAUAAACCUUUAAUAUACUUUCAACCAGAUUACAUAUAAAUGAUAUUUUUAUAAUGUUGGUUUGCCUUCUCAAUUUCAAGCUGUACUGACUGAACAAAAACAAUUUUUGCGUAAGUCCAUAAAUGGGCAAUCAUAUAUCUGAUACACCAUUUCAGAAAUGUUAUUGUAAUACUGUAUAUUAUGAUUACAAACUUACAAGCCAUUUAAGACUACUUUUAAUUAUUAUAGUAGGGUGUUCAGAAUAAUUCUUGACAUGAACAUUUAAUAGAUUUCGUUUGCUUCCCACCUCCCCCAAAACCCAGGAAUGGGGUUUGCAGACUUUUUUGCUGCCUUCCCUCCCCAUCCCCACUCAUGCACACAGAAUACAGUUGGGAAUUUUGUGUACUACAUUAUAGACUGCAUCCUUUUAGAUUUUGUUAAUCGAGAGUUUAAGUUCAGUCUAAGCAUUUUGGGUGGCUGAUGUAAGGCAAAACAACAGAUACAGGAAAUAAUCACUGCUGAGAAGAAUAAUGAACUGCUAUGAGAUGAUCACAUGUGCCUUGUACGAAUAUUUCCAUUUAUUCAGAAAUAGAAUUGACAGUCUGAUUGAGUAAUUGGAAGCUGUAUUUUGAAAUGUAGUGUGAAGUAUUUCUGUCACAGUAUUUUAAAGUGCACUGUUACAUGAAGAUACUGUAUUUGGAUCUAAAUAAGAGAGUACGGCAGAGGCUGGAGAAAAUUGCAUAACAAGGAGUGUCAUAAUCUAUACUUUUUGCCCAAUAUUAGGUUAAGCUAAUCAAGGAGGGUGAGUUGGGAGGAGCACAAGACAGGUGCAAGUGCAUGGCCAGUUUCAGGUUAGAAAGCGUGAAGAGAGAGGGUACUAUUAAAGUCUGUAUAAAAGAAGUAGGGUUUGAGGAUAUGGAUGGAAUUCAUUUGGCUCAGAAUAGUGAUCAGGGGGAGGUUCGUAUGAGUACACUAAUGAACCCUUGGGUUUGACGAAAGGCAGGGUAUUUUUAGACUAUCAGAAUGACUAAUAGCUACCCAAGAAAAACUGUGUACCUUGGAGUUGGUUAAUUUAGUUUUUGCCUUAAAACCACCAAUAUAUGUAAUGAAGUAUGAAGUCAUUUUUAUUAAACAUGGUCAGCUUUCUGUGUGGAUUUAAUGACCAGCUUGGUGUCAUAGUAUUCAACACGUACAUGGUUCAAGUUAGUUAAAUGACUGUUGUAGAUGAAAGAGACUGUGCUUUCUUUAGUUUUCCCAGGCUAGUAACUAGGUGUAGGUCAGCACUGCUUCCUUACAGUAAUGAUUUUCUCACUAAAUUUGUAUAUAGCCUCUGCAGUUGAAUACUAUUGUUUUCUUGUGUAAUUAUUUAAAUAUAGAUACAUUGUCACAUAAGCUGUACAUUUGUAUGCUUUUUAGAAAGUACUAAUAAAGAGCUUUUAAAAUUAACAUCAGAACUUGAAAUUGUAAAGGAUAUGAUGAGUUGUACUAUGAUCUUUAUGUCAGUAUAUUGUUCAGUUGUAUUCAUUCUGUGUGUGUAUAAAAAAAUCUGGGUUGUAUUAAAUAUAUGAAGUUACAAAAUCUUGUUUUUCUUGUAUACUUUAUCUGCAUGUUAUCAGUUCUUACAUUAGAAAUAACAAAAAUUAAUCUUUAUAUUAUGGAAUCCAUAAUCCAAGCUCCCAAUGCAAUUAAUUGGAAUCUGUUAAACUAUAUUAUAAAAAUUGACUGCAAAUAUAAUUUUAAUUUCAGCCCUUCUUUUAGUGAGAGUUUCUUUGUG
Molecule: messenger RNA, 5212 nt
Organism: Cryptotermes secundus
Lineage: Eukaryota; Metazoa; Arthropoda; Insecta; Blattodea; Kalotermitidae
Product: protein abrupt
Exons: 6
Coding region: 287-1633 (448 amino acids)
Biological process (GO): regulation of transcription by RNA polymerase II
Cellular component (GO): nucleus
Molecular function (GO): protein binding
Source: RefSeq, a predicted model, not a curated record